GUCCCAUAAGCAGCAUUUUGGUGAAUAAGUAUGGUAGCCGGCCUGUGAUGAUAGCAGGAGGUAUCCUGUGUUCAUUUGGUAUGAUUGCUUCCUCUUUCUGCAAUAGUGUCUUGGAACUUUAUCUAUGUAUUGGUGUUGUUGGAGGUCUGGGUUUAGCAUUCAACUUACAGCCUGCCCUGACCAUGAUUGGCAAGUAUUUCUAUAAGAAGCGUCCCAUUGCUAAUGGACUGGCCAUGGCUGGAAGUCCAGUGUUUCUGAGCACAUUGGCACCUCUCAAUCAAUUCCUCUUUAAUGCAUUUGGCUGGAAAGGAAGCUUUCUCAUUCUGGGAGGACUUCUUUUGAACUGCUGUGUGGCUGGGUCACUUAUGAGACCUGUUGGACCAAAACCCGUCCCUCCUGCGAAAAAAGAUGUUGAAAAAGGCACAGGAGAUUCUACCUUGCACAAAAACAACAAGAAGUCUUUUUGGCAAACUAUGAAUAAGUAUCUAGAUCUGUCCCUCUUCAAACACAGAGGGUUUCUGAUCUAUUUGUCAGGAAACGUCAUUAUGUUUAUCGGUUUCUUCGCUCCAAUAGUAUUCUUGGCUCCUUAUGCCAAGCACAAGGGAAUUGAUGAAUAUUCUGCUGCUUUUUUGCUAUCUAUCUUAGCCUUUGUAGACAUGUUUGCUAGGCCUUCAAUGGGACUCGUAGCAAACUCCAAGUUUAUCCGGCCAAAGAUUCAGUACUUUUUUAGUUUUGCUGUCUUGUACAAUGGCAUCUGUCAUAUCUUGUGCCCUCUGGCAACAAAUUACACUGGCUUGGUGAUAUAUGCUGUAUUUUUUGGUUUUGCAUUUGGAAUGGUUAGCAGCGUUCUUUUUGAGACAUUGAUGGACCUUGUUGGGGCUGCCAGAUUUUCCAGUGCAGUUGGACUUGUCACCAUUGUGGAGUGUUGCCCUGUGCUCAUAGGGCCUCCUCUAGGAGGUUGGUUAGUGGAUGUUACUGGUGAAUAUCAGUACAUGUAUUUUGUCUGCGGAGUGAUUGUGAUUGUGGCCAGUAUCUGGUUGUUCAUUGGCAAUGCCAUUAACUACAGGCUUUUGGCAAAAGAAAAGAAGUUAGAAGAUGAGAAGCAGAAAGCACAGAAGAAUGCUGACUCAAAGGAAGCAGAACCAUUAACAAACAAUGAGAAUGAAGAUGCUGCCAGCAGAGCUGAUAAAGCUCUUGAGGAUCCUUCAGAAAGAGAAACCAAUAUUUAAUCUGCAAUAUAGCUCAGAAGGCAACAUUUAUGACUUCCAUUAGAGAUAUGUCUUCAAGACACAGGCCAGGUUUUGUGGUAACAAUGAUCAGUCACAAUAUUGGAUGGGAACUGAUUUUUGCCCUGUGGCAAGACUCUAAGUUAAAUUACUAUCUACAGUUUAUUUAUUUCAGUGAUACAAAAUUGAGAUUACAAAGAUAGUGACUCCAUGCAAAUGAGUCCAUCAAACUAUGACUCUGGACAAUCAAGAGUCGGAUAAACCAGACUAUAAAUAAAGCCUUCCAAUGACAAAACAGUUUUGUUUUAAAAGUAUCUCUAAUGCAAAAGUAUCUCUUACUCUUAUUUGGGAAGAUACUUU
Molecule: messenger RNA, 1586 nt
Organism: Fulmarus glacialis (Northern fulmar)
Lineage: Eukaryota; Metazoa; Chordata; Aves; Procellariiformes; Procellariidae
Gene: SLC16A7
Product: solute carrier family 16 (monocarboxylate transporter), member 7
Exons: 3
Biological process (GO): transmembrane transport; monocarboxylic acid transport
Cellular component (GO): membrane
Molecular function (GO): monocarboxylic acid transmembrane transporter activity
Source: RefSeq, a predicted model, not a curated record